GCCAAACAGGAUAUCCGGUGAUACCGGAAGACCAGCUCGUCUCCAUUCGCUCUCAUUUCUACAUUAAAUUAGCAAAUCUGGACGUUGUGAAGUGAUGUGUUUGGAGAGCGGAAGUGUUCUUUCACGGCUUGUCACUGGUUGCUGCUGCCAAAUGCGAAGUUAUGGACUGUAGAGUUGCGUUUGAGUUACUCUUUAAUCUUUAUUACGUCUUAGAUUAGUUGUUAGCUAACUAGCUAACCUUAAGUUAACUACCGGGCAGCCAGCUAGCGCGUUAGCCCACCAGCAUCGCUCAUUGAACACUGUCUGGUAGGGUCUGUGGAUGGGGAACAAUAGCAGCUGAUACCUGAAGAAAACUGUCCUUUUUGAAUCCUUCGGGUCGCCCCGUGCCCGUCACAUGCCCGAACCAGGCCCCAGGAUGAAUGGCUUUUCUCUCGGUGAACUGUGCUGGCUCUUCUGCUGUCCGCCCUGCCCCAGUCGCAUCGCGGCCAAGCUAGCUUUCCUCCCACCGGAGCCCACGUACUCCAUUCACACCGAUGCUAACGGGGUAAAUAGCUUACAUUUAAGUGAACGGGCGGACUGGCAGUACUCUCAGCGAGAGCUCGAUGCGGUGGAAGUGUUCAGCACCAGGAGCAGCCGGGGUAACCAGGUCGGCUGUAUGUUUGUGCGUUGCGCCCCGAGCAGUCGCUACACCCUGCUGUUCUCCCACGGUAACGCCGUGGACCUGGGGCAGAUGUGCAGCUUUUACAUCGGCCUUGGCUCCAGGAUCAACUGCAACGUGUUUUCCUACGACUACUCGGGCUACGGAGCCAGCACCGGCAAGCCCUCCGAGAAGAACCUGUAUGCGGACAUCGAGGCGGCCUGGCAGGUUCUGAGGAACAAGUACGGUGUUACACCUGAGAACACCAUCCUUUAUGGUCAGAGCAUCGGCACUGUGCCCACCAUCGACCUGGCUGCUCGCUACGAAUGUGCCGCUGUCAUCCUACACUCGCCACUCAUGUCCGGCCUUCGAGUGGCCUUCCCUGACACGCGGAAGACUUAUUGCUUUGAUGUCUUCCCCAGCAUUGACAAGGUUUCCAAGGUGGCGUCCCCUGUACUGGUGAUCCACGGUACGGAAGACGAGGUGAUCGACUUCUCUCACGGCCUAGCCAUGUACGAGCGAUGCCCCCGCGCCGUCGAGCCACUGUGGGUGGAGGGAGCAGGCCACAACGACAUUGAGCUGUACGCCCAGUACCUGGAGAGACUCAAGCAGUUCAUCUCCUUUGAGCUCCCCAGCUCCUGAGGGGAAGCAGCACUGAGGCCUGGGUUCAUCUUACCACACCGAAGAAGGCGCUUCCUUCCCAUCCCUCACCUCCUUCUCUCAGCAUAGGGGCAGGACUGAGCUGAUCACUUUGUUCCUCCCUGAUCUCUGAGCCAUUUCUGGGUAGGAAUGUGUAGUAGACUGGAAGAGGUCCAUGAGAGAGUUGUUGUAGCACUGGCCGUCGCUCCAACAUGUGGACACGCGUCAAUGAGCCCAGGCCGAGCCCAUGUUUGCACUGCUCAAUUUGAAUUAAUUCUCAACUCCUCCUUCUGUUCUUUCCUUACUUGAUCAUUGUUCUUUGUUUCCCCCGAGCUGUUUCCCCCCAGCUUCGCGUUUCACUGAGUCCUUACGCUGUUUAUCUUGUUUUUUCUGUUGCUUUUUUUAUACUAGGUGAAGAUGUAUCAAUUUUGCACCUUGAAAUACAAAUGAAGUUUUUGACUUUUUAAUGUAUUUUUAAGUUACCAUUCAGGGUUUUACCAAACGAUUGCACUUUUAUUGUGCAGAUAUUUUCAGGUAAUGGUCUCGUUUGGAAUGUUAGUGUUGAUUCUUAUUUUUGUUUAUUUAUCUGCAUUCCAUGUUUUCAAUGCAGGUAAGACUUUUUUCAGUGGCCUGUGUUUUAAACGCUGUAAACCAGAGCGCACAGAUGCACGUCUGGUCUUUCUAGUGGUCUUUGUAGUCCUGACGCAUGCUUCUCUCCCAUACAGGAAGACAAUAACACGAAGCCUCAUUGGAAAAUAUACCAAUUUAGAAUGCCUACCUCAUUGGCAUCCAAACAAAUCUACAUGAACAUCAUGGAAGUCCUUGAAUACUUUGGAGUCACUUCCUUAAUCCAGAGAUGGCAGUAAAGUACAAUAGGUCAUUGAAGUUGCAGAAAAUGACACCAGUGACAUUUCAGCACCUGGUAAAGCCAUCAAUGAAUAAGUGAUAUUGCUCCAUGACCCAUAGUUUAAUUACGUGCAUUAAAUCCUCACUCGUGCAGAAGCUUUCCUUAGUAAGAGAGAGCAGCAGGUGUUGUACUCUAGUCAACGGGAGAUCAUGUGCUCAUAAGAUCGGAUGAACAAACGCCCGUGGCUCGGUGCUGUGACCCAGAAUCGGGGGCUCGGUGCUGGAGAGUGCUCCGUGUCGCUAUCACUCCUUUGACUCUACAAGUAAAGCCUUAUGUCUGUACACAUUUCACCCAGUCCUGUUGACGACAGCAGGUCUUUGUGGACUUUGGUGGGGCUGAUAACCGCUGCUACUCCUCAGACAGUCAGUGAAUCACUGUGAAAGGCGGCAGUUUCGGGAGCGCUGAGAAGAAUCCUGACCGCUGUCAUCUCCUUAGUCAGCCUGCAGGAGGAGAAGUUCACCUGCAGAGCGCUGUGGUCCAAAGAAAGAACCACAAUGGCUGUGGAAGUAAGCCACGCAUGCAAAUCACCUCAUAACUGUGCACAUUUCAACUAUUGAUUAAUUUGUCCAUCUAACCUGUGACAAGUGAAACCGCAAAAGUGACCCAAAACACACCUUGUGAAGUGAACGCUGAUCUGUGUUCUGAGGAAGAAUUACACAGUGAUUAGUGAUGAUAGACUGCACACAAUCAUGUAUUGCUGUGAAGUGGUUUAUCAGUUAAGAAUUGUGUUUUCUCAUUCUAGCUAACGUUGGGCUUUCUUUUGGUUAAAGAGCCCUCAGUCAUCUCUAGUACAUUUUUUUUCAAACUCCUUUUUUUUAGGGAAAUGGUUUUGUGCUGAUUAUUGUUUUGAUACUGACAUUUUUUAGGUUUUCCAGUCUAAAUGUUGAUAUUUACACUGUCUCUGAAGCCAGUUUGUAUAAUAAGCCUCUGUAAUGGUAUAUUUAAUUAUCUUCUCUAUACAUAUUAGCCCUCACAAAGGGUGCUUGAGUCUCAUUGGUUUAACAUUACUGGAAUCACAUUAUGCAAAUGAAGAGCAGACAAAGCCACCAGAGCCUGACUGGUAAUGUGUAAAACAUGAUAUAAGCCUUAAACACGCCGAGAAAGUGAUUGUCAUUCAUUUGGUAGUUGCAAAAGGGCAGCAAAAUGGAUGUUGUAAUGCUCAUAAUGGAAUAAAGGAUGCAUGAAACCUGA
Gasterosteus aculeatus aculeatus (three-spined stickleback) is the source of this 3374-nucleotide messenger RNA. It is a transcript of the gene abhd17c, whose product is annotated as abhydrolase domain containing 17C, depalmitoylase. The record is from RefSeq and is a predicted model, not a curated record. Gene Ontology annotation, cellular component: endosome membrane; plasma membrane. Lineage: Eukaryota; Metazoa; Chordata; Actinopteri; Perciformes; Gasterosteidae. Gene Ontology annotation, biological process: regulation of postsynapse organization; protein depalmitoylation. Gene Ontology annotation, molecular function: palmitoyl-(protein) hydrolase activity.